This is a messenger RNA of Penicillium paradoxum, 675 nucleotides long. RefSeq names its product seipin co-factor family protein. NCBI's taxonomy places the organism in Eukaryota, Fungi, Ascomycota, Eurotiomycetes, Eurotiales, Aspergillaceae. The record is from RefSeq and is a predicted model, not a curated record. The transcript has a single exon. The coding region runs from base 1 to 675 and encodes 224 amino acids.
AUGCCUCUCGACAAUGUCACCAGCGGCGUAACCAGCCAACUCCCCGUCAACAAAAUCGACUCCACAACAAGCGGCGUGAUCAAAAAAGGCGCACCAAAAAAGCUCAAUCGAGCGACCAAAGAAAUCACCGACCCUGUCAUCCCCGGCGAAUUCCCCUCAGACGAUGCCCCGCCCAAAGGCGAGGGUGUCGACAACAAUCUCUCGUUUUCGUCGCUAUGGGCUACCCUUACUUCAUGGUUCGCGACGCUCUUCCCUCAAGCUUUCGAUUACUUCGAGUCCUGUAUUCAGAGACUUAUUGCCUGGCUACUUCCUCCACCUCGACAGGCGGCGAUGUAUGAAGCUGCAUUGAAGCGUCCUGCCGCGUCGACUUUCAUCGUGUGCCAAAUGAUCUGCUGUGGUAUUCCUCUGUUGGUCUUUUUAGCGGGGGUGUUUGUGUUCGCGGCUGUGGCGCUCUUGCUUUGGGCUCUUCUGUCGUUGCUCAUUCUUGGUCCGGUGUUGUUGGUGGCGAGUAUGAUGGGUAUGUCGCUGUGGGGAUGGGGAUGGGUGUUCUAUGGGUUGGUUAAAUGGAUUGAUCAGCGGUUCUUGGGUGGUAUUAUUACACGCUACUGGCUUCCUCAGACGCAGUCGGAGGAUGAUGGAGAGGGUCCGUCUGGGGAAGAGAAGAAGGAGGAAUAA